AUGGAUCCCCCUGGGCACGGGGAACCAGAAACCAAUCGGGCAGCGAGGACCUGGGCCGCGGCGCUGGGGAUCCCUAUGAGAUCUCUAGCGCUCAGGGCCCGAGCGCGGCAGCUCCCUGAGAAGCAGGCCUCGGGGGGCGGCGCGGGGCGCAGAGCAGCGAACACCCGGGGGCUCAUUCUGCGCAUGGAGAGCCGAGGGGAGGGACCCGGCCCGGCUGGCGAGUCCAGCGAGAUGGCAGCGACGCUGCGAGCCGCCAAACAAGCGCUGCGCGCGGAACUGAAGCGGCGGCUGAGGGCGCUGAGCGAGGCGGAGAAGCAGCGCCAGUCCCGCCUGCUGAGCCGCAAGGUGAUUGGGCAUUCCAAGUACCAAGAGUCCCAAAGAAUUGCAAUCUUUCUGAGUAUGCACGACGAAAUUGAGACAGAAGAAAUCAUUAAAGACAUAUUUCAGAGAGGGAAGGAGUGUUUCAUUCCACAGUACAAGCCCCGGAGCAGUCACAUGGAUAUGGUCAAGUUAACUUCCGCUGAAGAAAUUUCUUCACUUCCUUUGACAUCUUGGAACAUUCAUCAGCCUUGUGAUAAUGAUGUAAGGGAAGAAGCUUUGUCUGGGGGAGGCCUUGACCUCAUCCUCAUGCCGGGCCUUGGGUUUGAUAAAAGCGGCAACAGAUUGGGAAGAGGGAAAGGAUACUAUGAUACCUACCUUGAACGAUGCAUGCAUCAUCCCAAAGGAAAACCUUACACCAUUGCCUUGGCUUUCAAGGAACAGAUCUGUGACUCAGUGCCAGUGGCAGAAAAUGAUAUCCAAAUAGAUGAAAUCCUUUAUGAAGAUAGCUAA
This is a messenger RNA of Emys orbicularis (European pond turtle), 831 nucleotides long. It is a transcript of the gene MTHFS, whose product is annotated as methenyltetrahydrofolate synthetase. Gene Ontology annotation, cellular component: mitochondrion. Gene Ontology annotation, biological process: tetrahydrofolate interconversion; folic acid-containing compound biosynthetic process. Gene Ontology annotation, molecular function: 5-formyltetrahydrofolate cyclo-ligase activity. Lineage: Eukaryota; Metazoa; Chordata; Testudines; Emydidae. The record is from RefSeq and is a predicted model, not a curated record.